CUCACUCGGAACCAAGCUCUGGCUUCAGAGCCCCCGGACCCUCUGGGCAGUCUGUGUCCCAGCCUGGGGUCUCAGCCAAGGGGACCUUCCUGUGCCAUCCCCCCGACCCCUGCCAAGCCACGCAUCCUCUCAUCAAGCAAAACAACCUAGACCAUGUGGGUGGAGCUGGAGGGACUUAAGUUGGAGGUCACUGGGCAUGUCGGGAGCAGAGUUCAGCCUAGGGUCAGGCUGCUCCCAAAUUCCAGUUCCAUCCCAACAUGGCCCGGCCCGGGAGAACUGUGCCUACCGCCAGGGUGGGACCUCCCAUGCCGCCAUUGUCCUAGACCUCCCACAGUGCCCACCCCCAGUAGGCUCCUAAGAGAGGGGCCAGGGGCUGGACUCAGGCCUCCCACCCAUGCCCAUGGGGCAUAGAGUUGCCGGGAAAGCUUCCUGGUUCAUACCGGACCUGACCUCCCAGGAAGUGCCCGUAACUUGGGGCUCCCAUGUUAAGUCUGGAUCUGGGCGGGGGGAGACCAGAGCUGUUGGGGCUUGGUUGCCCCAUUUGGCCUCUCCUCUCUGCCCUCCCCUUCCAGCUGCCCCAGAGCACAUCAGCUAUGUGCCCCAGCUCUCAAAUGACACCCUGGCGGGGAGGCUCACCCUGUCCACCUUCACUCUGGAGCAGCCUCUAGGCCAGUUCAGCAGCCACAACAUCUCUGACUUGGAUACCAUCUGGCUGGUGGUGGCCCUCAGCAACGCCACCCAGAGCUUCACGGCCCCACGGACAAACCAGGACAUCCCUGCUCCCGCCAACUUCUCCCAGAGGGGCUACUAUUUCACACUGAGGGCCAACCGGGCGCUGUACCAGGCCAGAGGCCAGCUCCACAUCCUCCGCGUCGGCAAUGAUACCCACUGCCAACAAACAAAAAUUGGCUGCAACCAUCCCCUACCAGGACCCGGCCCCUACAGGGUGAAGUUCCUGGUGAUGAAUGACGAAGGACCCAUGGCUGAAACAAAGUGGUCCAGCGACACUCGCUUGCAGCAAGCCCAGGCACUUCGGGCUGUCCCCGGCCCCCAGAGCCCGGGCACCGUGGUCAUCAUCGCCAUCCUGUCUAUCCUCCUGGCCGUCCUCCUCACGGUCCUCCUGGCUGUGCUCAUAUACACCUGCUUCAACAGCUGCAGGAGCACUUCCCUAUCAGGCCCAGAGGAGGCAGGGAGUGUGAGAAGAUACACCACGCACCUCGCGUUCAGCACUCCCGCCGAGGGGGCUUCCUGAGGGGUUCCAGAGGGGCCCACGUGUCCCUCCACACAGGCUGGGCUCCAGAGGAAGGCUCCAGAACAGCUAGUCCAAUCCCUAGGCAAGGUCAGAGGGCUAUUCCUGCUCAUCUGGUCAGUGGGCAAUCACCACAGCUCAGGGGUUACCAUCUGCAGAAACUAAGCAGGCAUGGGCCCAGCCAGCCCAGGUGCUGGGAAGUGCAUAUUCCUGGCCCCCUGCCCUCAGGCCCUGAGCAACAAAAGGGCUGGC
Molecule: messenger RNA, 1501 nt
Organism: Gorilla gorilla gorilla (western lowland gorilla)
Lineage: Eukaryota; Metazoa; Chordata; Mammalia; Primates; Hominidae
Product: uroplakin-3b-like protein 1
Exons: 5
Coding region: 395-1252 (285 amino acids)
Cellular component (GO): membrane
Source: RefSeq, a predicted model, not a curated record